This is a messenger RNA of Lampris incognitus (smalleye Pacific opah), 3162 nucleotides long. It is a transcript of the gene itih2, whose product is annotated as inter-alpha-trypsin inhibitor heavy chain 2. Gene Ontology annotation, biological process: hyaluronan metabolic process. The record is from RefSeq and is a predicted model, not a curated record. Lineage: Eukaryota; Metazoa; Chordata; Actinopteri; Lampriformes; Lampridae. Gene Ontology annotation, molecular function: serine-type endopeptidase inhibitor activity. The transcript is spliced from 21 exons. Bases 86 to 2890 code for a protein of 934 amino acids.
GGGCUUCUCUGAGUUUCCAGGCGGCUUCGUGCAGACGGAUUGUCUCGUAUCAUUUAAGGACCGCUUUUCAACAGGGCCUGUAAACAUGAGGAACGUCCUGCUGUUUCUGGGGAUCCUGCUUCUCCACCAGUGCUGCUGCUUUGAGUUCAUCAUAGAUGGAGAAUGGGAGGGCGAGACGUCAGGUUCCCAGGAUCAUCGGGAAAGACACAAGAGAGCGUUAUUGACCAGUGAGGAGCAGGAAGACUUUGAGGCCAUCCGGGGAGAUGACAUCACCGUCAAGAGCUACAAGGUGGAGAGCCGCAUCACGUCGCGCUUCGCCCACACCACCGUCAAGAGCUCAGUGGUCAACUCUGGCUCCAAAGCCCAGAGCAUCGGCUUCAAUGUGCAGAUUCCCAAACAGGCCUUUAUCACCAACUUUACCAUGAACGUGAAUGGGAUAACGUUUGUGGGUUCUGUGAAGGAGAAGACAGUGGCCAGGAACCUGUAUGCCCAGGCCCGGGCCAGAGGCAAGGCGGCAGGGAUCGUGAGGGCAAAUUCCCAGGACAUGGAGACCUUUAAGACGGAGGUGCAUGUGCCCCCUGGCAGUAACGUCGAGUUUGAGCUCCACUACCAGGAAAUGAUGCAUAGGAAGCUGGCAGUCUAUGAGCACAUACUACACCUGCAGCCAGGGAGACUGGUGCCACAGUUUAAGGUGGACGUGUACAUUUAUGAGCCAAAGGGCAUUGCCAUGGUGGACACACCUCACACCCUCGGGGAAAAAUUUGCAAGCCUGAUCAAAGUUACCUCCUCCAAAGACAAGGCCCACAUUGUCUUCAAGCCCACCAUAGAGCAUCAGAGGAAAUGUAACAACUGCACAGAGAGCUCUAUAGAUGGCGUCUUCACUGUCAGAUACGAUGUACAUAGAGAUAGCAACGUCGGGGAACUCCUGGUCUCUGACGGUCACUUCGUCCAUUUCUUCGCGCCCUCCAACCUUUCACCCCUCCCCAAAAACAUCGUAUUUGUCAUCGAUGUCAGCGGCUCUAUGUGGGGUGUCAAAAUGAAGCAGACCGUGGAGGCUAUGCAGGCUAUCUUAAACGACUUGACAAUCGAUGACCACUUCGGCAUCAUAGACUUUAACCACAAUGUGCGCUGCUGGAAUGAUGACCUUGUCCCAGGCUCCUCCAUCCAGGUGGAUUCGGCCAAGAAAUACAUCCAGAACAUCAAACCCAAUGGAGGUACCAACAUCAACGAAGCACUAAUGAGAGCAGUGCAGAUGCUGGUGAAGGCAUCCAACUAUGGGCUCAUUGACCCACGCUCAGUCUCCAUGAUCAUUCUCGUGUCUGAUGGAGACCCCACCGUCGGAGAGAUCAAGCUCAGUACCAUCCAGAAGAAUGUCAAGCGGGUGAUGAGGGAGGAGUUCUCUCUUUUCUCGCUGGGCAUCGGCUUUGACGUGGACUUCGACUUCCUGGAGCGAAUCGCCAUGGAGAACAGGGGCAUUGCCCAGAGGAUUUAUGCCAACCAUGAUGCGGCGGAACAGCUUCGGAAAUUCUAUCGGCAAGUUUCUUACCCUCUCCUUAGGAGGAUCACCAUUCAGUUUCCCGAGGACACCGUGUCGGACAUCACCCAGAACCGCUUUGACAAGUACUUUGGGGGCUCUGAGCUGGUGGUGGCCGGGAAAGUGCUGCCCUCCGACAGCAACACCCUGGCCAGCUUCACCACAGCGUCCGCUGCCCGUUUGGAUCUGGCUCUGGAGACAGAGGUGGACACCAUGGAGCUGGACCAAGAGCUGUUUAAGCAGCAACACUCCUUCACAGGCUUCGCCAGGCAAAUGUGGGCCUACAUCACCAUCAACCAGCUCAUAGCGGAGAGGUCGCUGGCCCCGACGGCUGCCAAGAAGAGAAAGAUCACCCAGAGGAUCAUGGCCCUGGCAGUGGAGCACCAGUUUGUCACGCCUCUCACAGCGUUACUGGUGGAGAGCGAGGAUGGUGGGGAGAGGCUGCUGGCCGACUCCCCGAAGGACCCCAAGCAUGGCUGCUGCGCAGGAUCUGCGUCUGCUGUCAUGCCUGUGUCACAGAUGACCUUCCAGCAUCCCCCUUGGGUCAAGAUAACCACUCCUGCCCCUCCUAGCCAGGUCACGGGCGUGUUGCCUAUACGAAUCACCAUCGUGGAGAACGAUCCCCACUUCAUCGUCCACCUGCCCAGAAGCGAGAUGGACAUCUGUUUCAACAUCGACUCAAAGCCUGGACACAUCCUAAACCUGGUGUCUGACCCCGGAACAGGCGUGGUGGUGAACGGUCAGCUGGUGGGCUCUAAGCAGGUACAGAAGAACAAACAGAACACCUACUUUGGCACCAUCUCAGUCUACUACAUGCCUGAGGGACUCAGCGUGGCAGUCAGCCCAGAACAAAUCACCUUGACCGACGGCAACAACAACCACUCCUUCAGCUGGGGGGCCACAGCUGACAUCACACAGGACAGUGUGAAGCUCGCCAUCAUGAAGGACUCCCACGUUACCGUUACGAUCAACGAUAACAUCAGGAUAAUGGUGCUACUUCACCGCGUGUGGAGGAAAAACUCAGUAAACGUGGACUUCCUCGGGAUCUACAUCCCUAACGACAACAAUUACUCCUCCCUGGUCCACGGACUCAUAGGGCAGUUUUCUACAGAGCCCGAGGUGAGCGUGUAUGAUAUCCACCAAGGUGCUGACCCUCUGAAGAAUGAAGCCACCAUGGAGGUGAAGGGGAACAAGUUAGCCGUCACCAGGGGCUGGCAAAAGGACUACCGGCGUGAUAAGAAGCGCGGCACAGACGUGUACUGCUGGUUCAUACACAACAGCGGGAAAGGCUUCAUCGACGGUGUCUAUACAGACUACAUCGUUCCACAUCUCAACAGCUUCCUCCAGAUGUUCUGAGCAUCCGACAGCGAGGCACGCGUGACUGGAGAAGUGCGAGUCGAUACUUUAGAAACCUUUAUACCCAAAUCGCAACCAGACCAGGAUUAACCAGUACUUUAUUGCUGCUAUUAGUUUUCUGGAUCAAUAAAGCCUCAAACAGUGAAAUGCUCUAACCAUUUAGGAGGGGGAGUUUAAAAAAAAGAAAAAAAAAGUUCAGUGUGAACACGGGCCAGAUGAAAUGGAAUAAAAGCAGAAUGAGCCCUGUGAGCUGUAACUUUGAAUGAAGUAUA